This is a messenger RNA of Peromyscus californicus insignis, 4923 nucleotides long. RefSeq names its product pleckstrin homology and RhoGEF domain containing G3 (gene Plekhg3). Bases 314 to 4336 code for a protein of 1340 amino acids. NCBI's taxonomy places the organism in Eukaryota, Metazoa, Chordata, Mammalia, Rodentia, Cricetidae. Gene Ontology annotation, molecular function: guanyl-nucleotide exchange factor activity. The record is from RefSeq and is a predicted model, not a curated record. The transcript is spliced from 18 exons.
UCCUCCCUCCCUCCCGCCGCCGCCUGGGCUCCCUUCGUCCGCAACUUCCUGCCGAGUGCUGGGGAGCCGCGCGCGUGUUGGGGACCCCCGAAGUCCGGUGCUCGCAGCGGGAGGAGGCUGGGACCGCGGGGCGGCCAGCCGUGGGCGGGAGUGGCCGGCGGCCCCAGCCGCUUCCGAGAGCGACUUUCAAACUCGGCGCCCGCUUCGCGGCGGCGCCACCUGGGCAGCCCCGCGCGCCCUGCGCGUCGCGAGCCGGCGGGGCGGCCACGGCUCGAAUCUCCCCGAGGUGACAGUCCCAGGCAGCGAUGCCAGGAUGCCCGUCUCUACUGCCCUCCACCAAGAUGGCAGCCAGGAGCGGCCACCGAGCCUGAUGUCCACCACUUCCUCAUCUGGCUCCUCUCGUGACAGCCACAGUGCCAUGGAGGAGCCCGCCAGCUCAGAGGCUUCAGCCCAGAACGGGACAGGCUCCCCUUGGGGCCGGCAUGUUCCCAACAGCAACAACAACUCCAGCGGCUGGCUGAACAUGAAGGGACCCCUCUCCCCAUUCAACGGCCGAGCAGGGACGGGUCCUGCCCAUCACAAGCUCAGCUACCUGGGCCGGGUGGUACGAGAGAUUGUGGAAACAGAGCGCAUGUAUGUGCAGGACCUGCGGAGCAUUGUGGAGGACUACCUCUUGAAGAUCAUUGACACUCCCGGGCUCCUGAAACCAGAGCAAGUCAGCGCCCUCUUUGGGAACAUAGAGAGCAUCUAUGCACUGAACAGCCAGCUUCUCAGAGACCUGGACAGCUGCAAUAGUGACCCUGUGGCUGUGGCCAGCUGCUUCGUGGAAAGGAGCCAAGAGUUUGAUAUCUACACUCAGUAUUGCAACAACUACCCCAACUCAGUGGCAGCCCUGACAGAGUGCAUGCAGGACAAGCAACAGGCCAAGUUCUUCCGGGACCGGCAGGAGCUGCUCCAGCACUCCCUGCCUCUGGGCUCCUACCUGCUGAAACCUGUCCAGCGCAUCCUCAAGUACCACCUGCUGCUCCAGGAAAUUGCCAAACAUUUUGAUGAAGAAGAGGAUGGCUUCGAGGUGGUAGAGGAUGCCAUCGACACAAUGACAUGUGUGGCCUGGUACAUCAAUGACAUGAAGCGGAGGCAUGAGCACGCAGUUCGGCUACAGGAGAUCCAGUCGCUGCUCAUUAACUGGAAGGGGCCAGACCUGACCACCUAUGGAGAACUGGUCCUGGAAGCCACCUUCCGCGUGCACCGCGUACGCAACGAGAGGACUUUCUUCCUCUUUGACAAGAUACUGCUCAUCACCAAGAAGCGGGGCGACCACUUCGUCUACAAGGGCCACAUUCCGUGCUCCUCGCUGAUGCUGAUCGAAAGCACCAGAGACUCUCUCUGCUUCACCGUUACCCACUAUAAGCACAGCAAGCAGCAGUACAGUAUCCAGGCCAAGACAGUGGAGGAGAAGCGGAGUUGGACUCACCACAUCAAGAGGCUCAUUCUGGAGAACCACCAUGCCACCAUCCCCCAAAAGGCCAAGGAAGCCAUCUUGGAAAUGGACUCCUAUUAUCCCAGUAGGUACCGCUGCAGCCCAGAGCGGCUGAAGAAGGCGUGGUCCUCCCAGGAUGAGGUGUCUACGCAUGUGCGCCAAGGUCGCCGGCAGUCUGAGCCAACCAGACACCUGCUCCGGCAGCUGAAUGACAAAGCCAGAGCAGCAGGAAUGAAGCAUGCAGGCAGUGCCGGAGCCCUCCUGGACUUUGAGCAGCCGCCCCGUGCCCGGGGCCUGCAUCCAGAGGCUGAGGGGGCUGCCACGGAGGAGCUGGAGGAAGAGGAGGAGAUAGUGGAGGAGGAUGACCAGCAGCAGCAGACCUUCCCAGUCUCCCUGGAGGACUUGGCAGGGCAUGAAGGCAGUGAGAAGGUGCCUGGGCCAGAGCUCCCAGGCUCAGAGGAGGAAGAGGAGGAGGAGGAGGAGGAGAGUCUAGCAGUGGCCGAGCAGGUAGCUGACUUUGCCAGCUCCCUGCUGGCUGCCCUCCACUGCUGGCACUAUCGGGCCAACGCUUUACUUUUCUCCCGGGGUGCUAUGGGGAAGAGACACAGGGAGUCUGAAGACUCGAAAAGCUGCAGAAGGCCCAGCAACCGGUCUCCAACCAGUGCGGAGAAACGCAUGAGCUUCGAGUCUGUUUCUUCCCUGCCAGAGGUUGAGACAGAUCCUGAGCCUGGGGCCGAGCAGGAGGCCUUUACUGCCUUGGAAGAUCCCAGCACUGAGAUGCCUUCAGACCCAGAAUCUCCAGAAGUUCUGGAAACACAGCUUCAUGGCCCCAAGGGGCCGCUGGGGGUAGACGACCCGGUUGAUGCGGUGAACUUUGUGGAGGCUGAGGGCACUGAGGACCUGAAGGCCCUGAGUAGUGAGGAGGAGGAAGAGGAGGGAGCCACCCAGGAGCCCGAGAGCCUCCUGCCACCCUCAGUGCUAGACCAGGCCAGUGUCAUUGCUGAGCGGUUUGCGAGUAGCUUCUCUCGGCGGAGCAGCCUGGCAAUGGAGGAUGGCAAGUCCAGUGGCCUUGGGACACCGCGGCUUAUCAGCCGGAGCAGCAGUGUGCUCAGCCUGGAGGGCAGUGAGAAGGGCUUAGCCCGGUGGGGCAGCACCGGGGACUCCCUCAGCAACCCACCCACCCCUGAAGUGGCCAUCAGUGUAGACGUGGUCACGGACAAUGGCCCUUCUGUCAAUGGGACAGAAUCUUCAAAUGUAGGCUCAGGCUGCCCUGCAGAACCGGACAGAUCUUCCUGCAAGAAAAAGGAAUCGGCGUUGUCCACCCGAGACCGGCAGUUGCUGGACAAAAUUAAGAACUACUAUGAAAACGCAGAGCACCACGAUGCGGGCUUCAGCAUCCGUCGGCGGGAGAGCCUCUCCUACAUCCCUAAAGGAUUGGUGCGUAGCUCCGUGUCCAGGUUCAACAGCCUUCCCAAGCCAGAUUCAGAGCCAGCAGCUCCGGUUGGGUACAAGAGGCCAGGGAGUUCUCGGCCAGCCUCAUGGGCCUUGUUCGACCUCCCAGGACCCAGCCAGUCAGGCACAGGGGACCUAGCUCCUGUCACAGAUGCCGAGUUCCGCCCAUCUUCAGAAAUUGUGAAGAUGUGGGAGAGAAUGGAGUCUUCGGAGAGGAGUCCACGAACGGGGCCUGGCCAGAGCCAGGCCAAUGGCUUUGAGCUGCAAGAGCCGCUGUUCAUCUUGGAGGAGCAUGAGCUGGGGGCCAUCACUGAGGAGUCUGCCGUUGCCUCUCCGGAAAGUGCCUCCCCCACUGAGCAGCCCAACCCGGCCCACCUGGCCCGGGAGCUGAAGCAGCUGGUGAAAGAGCUGAGCAGCGGUGUCCAGGGGGAGCUGGUGACCCCACUGCACCCCCGGAUUGUACAGCUCUCCCAUGUGAUGGACAGCCAUAUGAGUGAGCGUGUCAAGAACAAGGUCUACCAGCUGGCCCGCCAGUACAGCCUCCGAAUUAAGAACAUCAAGGCAGCGAGGCCACCUCUGCAGUGGGAUAAAGCAACUCCUGACAGAGAUGAGCAGAUCCCCACCACCUCUGGCCUGCCCGAGGAAGCUGGAGAGUUGUCGGGGGGCAAAGCCAGGAGGAGGCCUGUGCUAUCCCUCCUCAGCUAUGAGCAGCUGAUGGCGCAGGAGCGUGGCACCUCCAAGUCAUCCUCUGCUGCGGAGACCUCCCCACGCCGAUUCUCCCUCAGCCCCUCUGCACUCAGCCCAAGAACCGCCUCCCCCGGGUCCCGGCCCUCCACUCGGAGCCCCCUCAGCCCCUACGACACUGAGACCUUCAACUGGCCCGAUGUCCGAGAGCUCUGCUCCAAGUAUACGUCCCACGACAAGGCUGCCCAAGCUGAGAGCGGCUGGCCACGCGGCCUGCUGGUCAACCGGAGUCACUCCUUGCCUGAGAACAUAGUGGAGUCUCCUGCGUCUGGCAAGGUGGGCCGCUCCUGCAGCCUGAACACUAAGAGGUGCCAGGGAGGUGGGGAGGCCUCCCAGCCCCCACCUCCUGAGUCUCCUCCCCAAAGCAGGCUGAACGGAGAUGAAUCCCUGUAUAUCACCGCAGACCUUACCCUGGAGAACAACCAGCGAGUGAUUGUCAUGGAGAAGGGGCCCCAUCCUGGCUCCACUGUGGGGCUGGAGGAGGGCAGCAGGAAGGGACCGAGUUCAUUCGUAGCUUUGAAGGGACAGAGCCAAGGUUCUGAGGAGUCUGCAGAGUACCAGCCCAAGGAAGAAGGUCCCAAGGACCCAGCAGACACAAACAAGCAGGGUAGAGUGAGAAACCUGAGGGAGAAAUUCCAAGCCUUGAACUCUGUGGGUUGACUGACUCCUGAAGGAGAGAACAGCCACGCUGGGGACUGACGUGCUUCCAAACCGGGCCUGGCUCACUACGGCUGUUCCUCCAUUCUUCUGGAAGAGUGCUUUGGGGAGCACGUGUGAACUCACCUGCUGCCUGUGCUGGCACGUCCUCACCUCCCCAGGGAGGUCCUACGAUAACUGUCCUUAGGCCCAGAUGAGCCACGUAACUUGUAAAUACUUCUCUGAUAAGAAGCCAAAUAUUUUAUUUAAGCUGACUCUGCCCAGACAGAGCAAACACGGUCCUGGCUUCCCUUACUGGCUGGCCACUGCCUAGCUGAGGACCCAAGGGGAGACCUAGGGGCAGGCUUUGCUCUUUAACUGCCUUGUCUCAGGACCUAGGCAGGAAUGCAGCCAAUAAUUUAUUGCUUUCAAUCCUGUGGGGUGUGUGUGUGUGUGUGUGUGUGUGUGUGUGUGUGUGUCCUGUAAAGAACGGAACGGACUUAGUUCGGGUACUCUUGAAGGUUGUCUUGCUGGCCCCGUGCCCGUUGCUCGUGUACACACAUUUCAUUAUUCGCCAAUGGUGCAAUAACCACUGCUGACCGUCCAGCCAA